AUGUCUGUCCCAAAGACCAUGAAGCAAUGGAUUGUCAAAGACACAAAGAACGGCUUCGAUGAGCUGGAGCUACAGAACGGCGUAGAGGUACCCCAAGUCGGCGAAUAUGAUGUUCUGGUGAAGAUCCAGGCGGUGUCGUUAAACUACAGGGACCUGAUAAUUCCCAAGGGAAUGUAUCCUUUUCCAGCAGCCGUUCCCGUUGUGCCAUGCUCGGAUGGUGUAGGCAAGGUCGUCAAGAUUGGGGCCAAAGUCUCAGAAUUCUCUGAAGGCGACAGUGUUGCAACCCUGUUCAGUCAGAAGCAUCAGGCAGGCCCAAUCAAACCUGCUGCAAUGGCCUCAGGCCUCGGUGGUGCACUUCACGGCACUCUUCGCGAGUAUGCUGCCUUUCCUGAGUCUGGGCUCGUCCGCGCUCCGUCCAACAUUUCCGUCAAUGAAGCUGCGACCCUAUCGUGCGCCCCUUUGACUGCUUACAACGCCUUGUUCGGCCUCGAGUCCAAGCAUGUCAAGGCUGGAGAUUGGGUCCUGACCCAGGGUACUGGUGGUGUGUCGCUCUCUGCCAUUCAGUUUGCGCGUGCGGCAGGCGCCAGCGUCAUCGCCACCAGCUCGUCUGACGAGAAACUCGAGUUCUUGAAGAAGGCUGGGGCCACACACGUCAUCAACUACAAGAAGGAUACGAAUUGGGGCGAAACUGCCAAGAACCUGACCACGGGAAAGCUUGGUGUCGACCACGUCGUUGAGGUCGGCGGACCUGGCACCAUGAAACAAUCGAUGCUCGCCGUCAAGCCUGAGGGUGUCAUUACAGUCAUCGGCUUCUUGGGCGGUGUGCAGGCAGAGAACACACCAACGACCCUGGAUACUCUGACCCACCUUUGCACUGUUCGAGGUAUCCUAGUGGGGUCGAGACAACAGUUCGAGGAUAUGGUUCGCGCAAUUGAGACCGCAGGUAUUCAUCCGGUGGUCGACAAGAACGUAUUCUCGUUCGAGAAAGCCGUGGAUGCAUACAAUUACCAAUGGGAUCAGAAGCACCUAGGCAAGGUCGUCAUUGAGGUUGGCGCAUAA
This is a messenger RNA of Cyphellophora europaea CBS 101466, 1059 nucleotides long. RefSeq lists its product as uncharacterized. Gene Ontology annotation, molecular function: oxidoreductase activity. The transcript has 2 exons. The coding region runs from base 1 to 1059 and encodes 352 amino acids. The record is from RefSeq and is a predicted model, not a curated record. Lineage: Eukaryota; Fungi; Ascomycota; Eurotiomycetes; Chaetothyriales; Cyphellophoraceae.